GGCGGCGCGCGGGCAACUUUCGCGCCGGCUGCGAGUGCGGGGCCCGGGCUGCGGCGUGGCGGCCACCAUGGAGGAGGCGCGGGCCGCCCGCCGCCAGCUCUGCCUCGCGCCGCUGCUGCUGCUGCUGCUGCUCCGGCCGCUGCUGCCGCUGCCGCCGCCGCCCGCCGCCCCGGGUGAGCUCCCGGGGCGCGGAGCCGAGCGCAGCCUGGCGGUCCCCGUGCGCACUGACGCCCAGGGCCGCUGGCUGUCCCACGUGGUGUCGGCGGCGCCCGGCGGGGCGGGGGUCCGCGCUCGCCGGGCCGCGCCCCCCGACGACCCCCGCGGCUCCCUCUUCUACAACGUCACGGUCUUCGGCCGAGACCUGCACCUGCGGCUGCGCCCCAACUCUCGCCUCGUGGCACCGGGGGCCACGGUGGAGUGGCAGGACGAGGCGGGCGCCGCCCUCCGCGUGGAGCCGCUGCUGGGGACCUGCGUGUAUGUCGGGGACGUGGCGGGUCGCCCCGAAGCCUCCUCCGUGGCACUGAGCAACUGCGACGGCCUGGCAGGUCUGAUCCGGGUGGAUGAGGAAGAAUUCUUCAUCGAGCCCGUGGCCAAGGGAGAGGCCAGCAUGGAGGCCGCGCAGGGCCGCCUGCACGUGGUCCACCGCCGGCCUCCUACGCCUUGGUCACCGCCUCCAGGGGGCCCUCUGAGCCUGGACACGGGGGUCCCCCGGGCCAGCCUGGACAGCCUCAGCCGCACCCUGGGUGUCCUGGAGGAGCACGUCAACAGCUCCAGGCGGCACCCGCGGCGGCGCAGGCACACUGCUGAGGACGACUACAACAUCGAGGUGCUGCUGGGCGUGGACGACUCCGUUGUCCAGUUCCACGGGAAGGAGCAUGUGCAGAAGUACCUGCUUACGCUCAUGAACAUCGUCAAUGAAAUCUACCACGACGAGUCCCUGGGGGCCCACAUCAACGUUGUGCUGGUGAGAAUUAUCCUGCUGAGCCACACCAAGUCCACGAGCCUCAUCGAGAUCGGGAACCCCUCCCAGAGCCUGGAGAACGUGUGCCGCUGGGCCUACCUACAGCAGAAGGCAGACACUGACCAUGACGAGUACCAUGACCAUGCCAUCUUCCUCACCAGGCAGGACUUUGGGCCCUCGGGCAUGCAGGGCUAUGCCCCGGUCACCGGCAUGUGCCACCCCGUGCGCAGCUGCACUCUGAACCACGAGGACGGCUUCUCCUCUGCCUUUGUGGUGGCGCACGAGACCGGCCACGUACUGGGCAUGGAGCAUGACGGCCAAGGCAACCGCUGCGGCGACGAGGUGCGGCUGGGGAGCAUCAUGGCCCCCCUGGUGCAGGCCGCCUUCCACCGCUUCCACUGGUCGCGCUGCAGCCAGCAGGAGCUGGGCCGCUACUUGCACUCCUACGACUGUCUGAGGGACGACCCCUUCGCGCACGACUGGCCGGCGCUGCCGCAGCUGCCCGGGCUCCACUAUUCCAUGAACGAGCAGUGCCGCUUCGACUUCGGCCUGGGCUACAUGAUGUGCACUGCGUUCCGGACGUUCGACCCCUGCAAGCAGCUGUGGUGCAGCCACCCGGACAACCCCUACUUCUGCAAGACCAAGAAGGGGCCCCCACUGGACGGCACCAUGUGUGCGCACGGCAAGCACUGUUUCAAGGGGCACUGUGUGUGGCUGACCCCCGAUAUCCUCAAACGUGACGGCAACUGGGGCGCCUGGAGCCCCUUCGGCUCAUGCUCCCGCACCUGCGGCACCGGCGUGAAGUUCCGCACCCGCCAGUGUGACAACCCACACCCGGCCAACGGGGGCCGCACCUGCUCCGGCUUGGGCUACGAUUUCCAGCUCUGCAGCCCACAGGGCUGCCCAGACCCCCUGGCUGACUUCCGCGAAGAGCAGUGCCGCCAGUGGGACCUGUACUUCGAGCACGGGGAUGGCCAGCACCACUGGCUGCCUCAUGAGCACCGCGACGCCAAGGAAAGGUGCCACCUGCACUGCGAGUCCCGUGAGACCGGGGAAGUCGUGUCCAUGAAGCGCAUGGUGCACGACGGCACUCGCUGCUCCUACAAGGACGCCUUCAGCCUGUGCGUGCGUGGAGACUGCAAGAAGGUGGGCUGUGAUGGGGUCAUCGGCUCAAGCAAGCAGGAGGACAAGUGUGGUGUGUGUGGCGGGGACAACAGCCACUGCAAAGUGGUCAAAGGCACUUUCUCACGAGCCCCAAAGAAGCUGGAUUACAUCAAGAUGUUCGAGAUCCCUGCAGGAGCCAGACACCUACUCAUCCAGGAGACGGAUAGCACUGGCCAUCGUCUUGCUGUCAAGAACUUGGAGACGGGCAAGUUCAUCCUCAAUGACGAGAGGGACAGGCCACCUGCGUCCAGGGCCUUCAUCGCCAUGGGCGUGGAGUGGGAGCUGCGUGCUGAGGAUGGCCGUGAGACACUGCAGACCAUGGGCCCGCUGCACGGCGCCAUCACUGUGCUGGUGGUCCCACAGGGUGAUGCCCGCAUCGCGCUCACCUACAAGUACAUGAUCCACGAGGACGCGCUCAACGUGGACGGCAACAACGUGCUGGAGGAUGGCUCCACGGGCUUCGAGUGGGCGCUGAAGAAGUGGUCACCUUGCUCCCGGCCCUGCGGGGGAGGGUCUCAGUUCACCAAGUAUGGCUGCCGCCGGAGGCUGGACCACAAGAUGGUGCAACGGGGCUUCUGUGAUGCUGUGGCUAAGCCCAAGGCCAUCCGCCGUGCUUGCAACCCGCAAGAGUGCUCCCAGCCUGUGUGGGUGACGGGCGAGUGGGAGCCGUGCAGUCAGAGCUGCGGGCGGACGGGCACGCAGGCGCGCUCAGUGCGCUGUGUGCAGCCGCUGCAGAAUAACAUCACGCGCUCCGUGCACAGCAAACACUGCAACGAUGCGCGGCCGGAGGGUCGCCGGCCCUGCAACCGGGAGCUGUGCCCUGGCCGCUGGCGCGUUGGAUCCUGGUCCCAGUGCUCAGUGACCUGCGGCAACGGCACACAGGAGCGGCCAGUGCUCUGCCGCACCACAGAUGACAGCUUUGGAGUCUGCCGGGAGGCGCGGCCUGAGACAGCCCGGAUUUGCAGGCUUGGCCCCUGUCUCCGAAACCUCUCGGACCCAUCGAAGAAGAGCUACGUGGUCCAGUGGUUGUCGCGCCCAGACCCCGACGCCCCCGGGCCGAAGAGCUCCUCAAAGGGCCGCUGCCAAGGGGACAAGUCCAUGUUCUGCAAGAUGGAGGUCUUGUCGCGCUACUGCUCCAUCGAGGGCUACCACAAGCUCUGCUGCCAGUCCUGCGGCCUGCAGGGGAACCAGACCCACUGGGAUGACCGUGCCCAGCCGCUGCCGCCCCCACGGACAAACAACGACAUCCUGCAGGAGGAGCCGGAGGCCACGCCCCUGACACCGACCCUCCGUCUGCAGGAAGAACCAGAGCCCACCCAACCAGCAUCCACCCUCCACCUGCAGGAAGAACCAGAGCCCACCCAACCAGCACCCACCUUCCACCUGCAGGAAGAACCAGAGUCCACCCACCCAGUACCCACCCUCCGCCUGCAGGAAGAGACGGAGCCCACCCACCCAGCACCCACCCUCUUGCAGACUCCUCUCAACGCCUCGCGCCCUAACGCCACUGAGGAGCGCCCCGAGACCAACGCCGUAGAUGGGCCCUAUAAGACCCCCAGCCCAGACGUGGGCAAUUUCAUCCCGAGGCGCCCCAGCCGCUACGAGAAAACCCGCAACCGGCGCAUCCAGGAGCUCAUGGAGGAGAAGAGGCGGCAGGAGAAGCACCCAAAGAUGCAAUAAAGUGGAGAGAGCCCCCGAGCGCCCCCUUCUUUCUUGCUUCAAGAGCGACCCCCAACUCCCUUCCCAGGAUUAGCCUGGCCCUGUGGCCUGCUAGGAAA
This is a messenger RNA of Sorex fumeus (smoky shrew), 3903 nucleotides long. RefSeq names its product ADAM metallopeptidase with thrombospondin type 1 motif 2 (gene ADAMTS2). Gene Ontology annotation, molecular function: metalloendopeptidase activity; zinc ion binding. Lineage: Eukaryota; Metazoa; Chordata; Mammalia; Eulipotyphla; Soricidae. The record is from RefSeq and is a predicted model, not a curated record. Gene Ontology annotation, biological process: extracellular matrix organization; proteolysis. The coding region runs from base 68 to 3805 and encodes 1245 amino acids. The transcript is spliced from 22 exons.